Messenger RNA from Effrenium voratum, 4477 nucleotides. The record is from the annotation of a GenBank genome assembly. Lineage: Eukaryota; Dinophyceae; Suessiales; Symbiodiniaceae.
GACCGACUGGUCACCUGCACAGCGUACGGGAGCCAUGUCGCCAUGUCCCACCAUGACGGUGAGCGAAGGCGUGAAGCAGUUCUCGAGGCUGUGGAGGAAAAGAUCCACAUUGGCUCCAGAGGACGAAGUGGAGAAGAUUUGGGUCGUCACUGGCGGCGUUAACCCUGACGGCAUCGUUGUGAGGACAAGCGUUGAACUCGGUUCUGCAGAACUGGGGCGUCUGGCCUUGCAAGCGAAAGUCCGCCAGCUGCGGAUUUUGAAGGGCCGCUUGCAGUACCAGCUGCUGUCAGGACACGGGCCUGAGACCGGCUGGGUGAGCUUGAAGGUCGGCGGCAAGGAGCUUCUGGAGAAGGCACCAGAGGAGAGACUUGUUUCUGCUGCAGCGAGUGCGGAUGGUUCGGCUGCGAAUCCGCAGGCGCCUCAUGACGAGGUGUCGCCAACGAAUGAUGGAUCUCAUCAGGAGGUGACACCUUUGCCACAAGCCACGGAGCUGGCAGCUCAAUUCGAGGCCAAAAGCGGCACCCUCUGGGAGGUGACGGGUGGCCUGAAUCCAGAAGGUUUGCUUGUGAGGGCCUCCAUGGCCCGCAGCUCCCUAGAGCUGCCGCGGCGCCUGGCGCCUGGGGCGCGGCUGCGGCAGCGGCAGUUGGUGGAGGGCCGUUUGUGCUACGAGCUGGUCUCUGGAGAAGGUCCUGAAACCGGCUGGGUCAGUCUGCGGGCAAAUGGGUGUGAGCUGCUGAGGAGGAUCCUGACCACCCCCAAAGCCUCAGAGGAUCCUUUGCUGAACACAGACUUCAUGGGUAUCCCUCGAGGCGCCUGCACAAGCUGCCGCCAGUGUACCAUGUGGGUGUUCGACUCGCUUUCCUUGGUGGAAUGGGGUGGCAACGACACAAAGUCAACCAUCGAGGAACGUCGAAACUCCUAUGAUCGGAAGAUGCGGGGCUACCAGGAGAAGCGGAAGGGCCAAAGUGCCCUGUGCGAGCGCUGCCAAUGCCCCGCCGAGCAGCACCUGGAUCUCUCUGGAUGGCUGGAAGCAGUGCGCACAGCGGCCAGGCCAUUUCGGGAAACGUACGAGGAGGCAAUCCGCAAGGACCCGGCAUAUCGCCAUCUCGGCCGGGCGAUGGGCACUGCCCGCACCCGGCGCCUGCCGCGGGCUAUGCGGAUCCCGGCAGACUCCCUCACCUGGCAGCACCGGGAGGUCGCCAUGUUUCUGCUCUCUUUGGGUGUCUAUGACCCACGCAGGGAUGCCCGCAAGCAGCUGGGUGACGCAGGCCACGCCAACGAGCUCAUCUCCGUGAUUUGUCCGACAAGUGAGAAGCGCCAUGCAUUUCAUCCUUUGCUUUACGAGAACUUUUGCUUGCAGAGCUACGAGGACAAGGAAUUGGUGGUGAUAGACACCGGCGCCAAGCCCUCCGACUUCCUGCUCCGCAAGGCUGCAGAGGACUCCCGCGUGAUCUACUACCAUUUCGUGGUUGAUGACUCUCGCGAGAAUGAUCCCAUGUCUGCAGUGAUCCUGGAUGAUGGCUUCUCUGUGCUAACAGGUGAAGAUGUGAAGAAGAGGCGUGGCCUGAGCUUCAAGCCUCGCGGUGGCUGGUCACUAGGAUUCAAGCGGAACUUGUGCUGCCACCUGGCACGUGGCGCAAUCAUUGCUCAUUUCGAUGAUGAUGAUUUGUAUGCAGCCAAUUAUCUCAGCCGUAUGAGUGCGACGCUGGCCCAACGCAAGCGCGCGAUGCAGCCAGCGGCCGCCACGCUCUCGGAGUGGCACAUGAUGGACGUCAAGGACCAGCGCUUUGGAUUCUUUGACCCCAAGACUGACAACUUGCUCAGUCACGAGCAGCGAGAGUCCUUUAUGUAUGGCUAUGGCUUCUCCUUCGUCUACACCCGGUCAGCUUGGGAAACAGUGCCUUUCCCCGACACUGAAUGGUCUGAAGACGGGGACUUCAUGGGCCGCCUCCAGCUGAGACGCAUACCCAUUGAGCUUGUGCGAUGCCCGCAGGCUUUGGCGGCCCAUACCCAUCACUCGGAUUCCACCAGCGGAGGUGAGCUUUGUGGCAACAUCCGAUUGGGCUACGCCGUCCAGACGCCUGAGGAGUUCAAAUCGGUUCUGCCAACUGCGCGCCGUGUGGCGCUGGACACCAGAGUUCGGCAAGGAUCACAACAUCCGCUUCGAGCAGAGAUGCAUCGUGUGCUGGAUGGCGGCUUCGGUUACGCGCCUUCUGAAGUUCGGUGGCACGAGAAGGAGCAGUUCCUGAGAAACAACCCGGACGUCAGCAAGCGGUCGGCGACGCUGCAGUACAAGGAGUGGCAGGGCAGCUUUCCGCGAGGCCUUCACGGCGCAGUUGCCGCGGUGCCCGCCAAAGCAGCUGGCGGCGGCAAUGCGAAGCCUGGUGAGGUGGGAUCACGUUGCACGAAGCUCAACGGGAAAUGCGCCUUCGAGGACCUUCGAUUAGCCGCCCGCGUUCAGAGCUUCUACCUGGAACACAACAGGCAGUUCACCUACAAACAAUACAUGAAGCUGCUGUUGCCAGGUCGCCUCACACAGCACGCAGUCAUGGAGUGUCAGAACUACACAGAGUGUGGUAGCCUGGGCGCAGACAACAGCUCGGCCUUGCUGGUGAGCUGCUUGGCGCUGGGCCGCGCGGGCUUCGGGCGGCAGCCGGUGCCCACCCUAAGUCGGGACGCGACUGUCCAGACGGUGUCACGGUUUCCGACGGAUCCGGUGGUGCCGCCGAAGGCGACGCCAAAAGCAACCUUCCCACAGCUGCCGAGUGUGGAGGAGUCGCCACACCGCGAGGAGAGCAGUGUUUUCGGACUCAGCGUGACGGAUGAAGGCCUCGCUCUUCAGAAGAUGAAAGACGAGCUUUUGAUGAAGCUCUCUGAUCACGACAAGAUUCUUAACCAGAUCUUGCAGAAAUUAGGACAAGGAGGGCUAGCGCAAGAUCUGCGCGGUCGCGGCGUUAAAGUGGUCGACUUUGGCCUGAGACAGCAGAGCGAUGACUCAGCAUGUUCCAAAGCUGUUGCUGGCGGAUCUCACGAAAUGCCACCGAUGAGGCCUGACGCGCAGGAGCAGGAAGCGCACUACGAGAAGAAAGACGCAUUCGCGAGACCGACAUUCACUCCUGCUCUUUUCAGUACCUUUACCCAGUUUGAACUUGACAAGCAAGAAGAGGCCUAUGCUGUUGAUGGUGCCGUCAGCCGAGUGCUGUACUCGCAGGAUGCAAAGACCACCUCAACGCAGCCACGUGGGACCUGGGUCUCGAGGAUGGUAAAACACACCUUCUUCGACCUUUUCUGUGCUUUUGUCAUCAUCACCAACUCCAUUUUCCUUGGCGUGGAAGUCGAGCUCACAAUCGCACAGCCAGAGAGUUUCCAGCAAGGCGUACACGUGAUCCAGUAUGUGUAUGCUGCGUGGUUCCUGCUGGAGCUGAUUCUUCGAGUCUACGUGGACGGUCGGGGCUUCUUCUGUGGAGAGGACUGGCUAUGGGGAAUGCUGGACGUGUUUGUUGUGAUGAGUUCCAUUUGGGAGCUGGCUGUGGAUAUUGUCUAUGCACUGCACCAAGACGGCCCUGGGGGAGUUACAAGCGUAUCUGGCCUCAAAGCUCUCAGGAUCAUUCGAAUUACUCGAGUCAUCAAAGUUGUCCGUCUCAUGCGUGUGUUCAAGCUUCUGAUGGCCUUCCGAACGCUUAUCACCUCCAUUGUGUACACGCUGAAGUCGCUGUUUUGGGCGCUGAUGCUGCUCAUUGUCAUUGUGUAUGUCUUUGCGGUGCUCUUUUCACAGGCAGUCAAUGAUUUCAUGAUCGAGGCUGCUGCUGAUCUGUCGGAGAAGGAGCUUGCGCAUUGCCACGCAUACUUUGGCUCGUUGUCCAAUACCAUGCUGAGCCUCUUCAUGAGCAUAUCUGGCGGAGUCAGCUGGGAGGACGUUCUGUUGCCGCUGAAAGCGGUCUCCAUCGUCUGGGUGUUUGUCUACCUGUUUUACAUUUCUUUCACGUACUUUGCAGUUUUGAACGUGGUUACUGGUGUAUUUUGUCAGUCAGCGAUAGAAUCUGCGCAGAACGACCACGCAGCUGUGGUCCACUCGAUCUUAAGGAACAAACAGGCACACGUUGACAAAAUCUACUCCCUCUUCAGCAAACUGGGCGCCGAAAGAACUGGUGUCAUCACCUUCGCCAUGUUCGAGGAGAAAAUUAACUCCCCGGCAGUGCGCGAAUACUUUGACAUCUUGGGACUUGACGUUUGGGAUGCAUGGACCUUCUUCAAGCUGCUGGACUUAGACGAGGGUGGUGAUGUAGAGAUUGAGGAGUUCUUGAUGGGCUGCUUGCGGCUGCGUGGCUUCGCCAAAGCCAUUGACGUGGGCAAGAUCAUUCAUGACCAGACGUGGCUCAUUCGCAGUACCGGCAAGUUCCACAGCCACGUUGACGAGGAGCUUACGCGGCUUUCUGGGCAAAUGUCCCAAUUGCUGGGGCUCAUCCAAGGUGUUUGA